CAUUAUCUAAACGAUUUAACAUAGCUAACUGAUAACAAAAGUCACAAUACAUCGUUAUAUAUUUAUUAUUCGUAGCGCUAGUAUCGCAAUAAAAUACGUUUAAUAUCUUAUUGACAAUACGUAAAACAAUUGUGUUCAAAAAUUGUUUAUUUGAUAUAGGUCCAAUGGUAUAAAUAAUUAUAGAAAUAAUUUUGAAAUAAUUUCAUUGAAGAGUACUUAAUAAUUAUGGCAAGAUAUUCGAGUGAUUCAGAUUCAGAUUAUAGCAGCAGAUACAGAAGAAAACAUAGCAGGAAAUCUAGAUCCACCAGUUCGGAUACUAGUGAAUCUUCACCGUAUCGUAAGAGAUCAUCUAAACAUUCAAAAUCAAAAAGACGACAUCGUUCACACUCCAGAAGCAGAGGUAGAGAUAGAAAUUCGAAAAACUACAAAGGAGGCAGAAGCAAUUCUGGUGAUAGAGAAAAACGUCGUUAUCGUUCUCGUACACGUAGAUCGCAUUCUUCUGAUCGUAGCAAAAGGAAAAUGAGAUCUACUUCUAGAGACAAAUCUAGAAGUCGUUCUAGCAGUUCGCAGUCUACCAUUAAACCUAUACUUGAGAAAUCUAAUAAUCCCAUAACUAAAGAUGACUUUUUAAUUGAACCACGUAUCAAGGAAAGUGUAUUAGAAGAAAUAAAUUCAGAAGGAUUUACUCCUAAACAAUUUACUUCGUCUUCUCAUACGAAAGAAAGUAAAUUUAAAAACAUUGUCAUUGAUAUUAGUGCUGAUACUAUUCAGAUUCCUACGGUAGCUGAUAUAAGCACCGUACCAGAAAGUAUAUUCCAUCCUUCGAUUAUGCUCGAUCAAGACGCUCGUUUUGAUAAAUGGGUUAAGAAACUUUAUACGCUUAGGCAAAAAGCAAUAGUUGAUAUGACACACGGUAAUUCUACUUGACGUUUAGUUGAUUUAGAUAUAUGAUACUUUACAUUUUGUAAAUAAAUGAAUAUGUCAUUCAUUAUAUUAAAAUAUUCCUAUUAACUACA
Vespa mandarinia (Asian giant hornet) is the source of this 1016-nucleotide messenger RNA. RefSeq lists its product as uncharacterized. The record is from RefSeq and is a predicted model, not a curated record. Lineage: Eukaryota; Metazoa; Arthropoda; Insecta; Hymenoptera; Vespidae.